Rasamsonia emersonii CBS 393.64 is the source of this 1248-nucleotide messenger RNA. Its product is annotated as Purine nucleosidase. Lineage: Eukaryota; Fungi; Ascomycota; Eurotiomycetes; Eurotiales; Trichocomaceae. Gene Ontology annotation, biological process: purine nucleoside catabolic process. Gene Ontology annotation, molecular function: purine nucleosidase activity. The transcript has 5 exons. Gene Ontology annotation, cellular component: cytosol. The coding region runs from base 1 to 1248 and encodes 415 amino acids. The record is from RefSeq and is a predicted model, not a curated record.
AUGCUUCUGGCUCUCUCCGCCGCACUGGAGGAUGUCGAGGUGCUGCUGAUCUCGCUGACUUUUGGCAACAUUGAAGUGAGAAGCUGUCUCCGCAAUGUCGUUUCCAUGAUGCAUAUCCUCGAGCGCGAGAUGCAAUGGCGUCGUGAGCAAGGCAAGCCGGAAGGCUUUGGUGCCUUGCGGGCGCAUAAACCCGUCGUUGCUGUCGGAGCGGAAGAGCCGCUGGAAGACCAGAAAAUGCUGGCUGAUUAUUUUCACGGCAAAGACGGCCUGGGUGGCAUUCAUGCCAGUCACCCUCACCUCUCGCCUUCGGAAACCUGGGAGCAUCUGUUCGAUCCCUCAGCCGACCCGAGCGUUGUCGAAACGGUGAGGACCGGUGCUACGACAAACACUCAUCGAUCGUUCAUCCCAUCCAAGCGGCCUGCCCACGAAGAGAUCCUUCGUAUCCUGCGGGAGAACGAACCCGAUACGGUGACGCUGGUCGCCGUAGGCCCUCUGACGAACCUGGCCCUGGCAGCCGCUCAAGAUACGGAGACAUUCCUUCGGGUGAAGGAGGUGGUUGCGAUGGGAGGGGCCGUGUCAAAGCCAGGAAAUGUCACUCCGGUCGGCGAAUUCAAUGCCUACGCGGAUGCCGUCGCUGCUGCCCGGGUGUUUGCCCUGACGUCUCCCAACCCAGCGAGUACGCUCCCACCCAGCAAGAAGCUCCCCCCAUACCCGGCAAACCUCAGCAAGCAAUUGAAGCUGCGGUUAUUCCCUCUCGACAUUACGCUUCGACACAACCUCUCGCGAGGGGAGUUCGAGAAGACAGUGACGCCGCUAGUGCAGGCCGGAUCGCCGUUGGCGGAGUGGGUAUCGGCCUUCAUGGCUCACACGUUCCUGACGCUGGAGAAACUGCACCCGGGCCACGAAGGCGCCAAGGCGCAACUCAGCCUGCACGAUCCCGUCUGCGUGUGGUACGCGCUCACGGCAGAUGACCCGCGCUGGACGCCCAGCGCGACGUCGCCGGAGGACAUCCGGAUCGAGACUUCGGGGCAGUGGACGCGGGGGAUGUGUGUCGUCGACCGACGGAAUCGACACCGGAUCGACAGCGAGGAGGAGAGCCCGAGUGAUCACGGCCUGUGGCUGAGCGCGCGGGCAGGGAAUCGGAUUAUCCGGAUGGACGGGUCGCCGUGGAGGAAGGUUUGGAGAAGUGGUGCUCAGAACUGUUUGGUGAAUAUGAGCCUCAGGUAUGGCUUUAGCAUUCGUAUAUAG